UUAAUUUAAUUGACGAUUCCACAGUUCGCCAGGUCAACGCCAAGGAUUUUUUUUGUUUCGUAAACAAUUACAAUGUAUCUUAAUUUUUUUAGAAGUUUAUACGGAUUGACAGGAAAUACAUAUUUGCCGAGGCCAGUAAGACACUUCUGUAGUACAACACAAGGACAGGCUGUGGUCUCAGAGCGCAAGGCCUCUGUGGUAAGCGUGGCUAUAAACCGCCCCGAGGUGCGUAACGCGGUCAACCAGGAGACGGCAAGGCGUCUGCUGGAGGAGUUGGAGGCCUUUGAGAAGGACCCAGCCUUGAACGUGGCUGUCCUGCAUGGGAUAGGAGGCAACUUCUGUGCUGGAUAUGAUCUGAAAGAGCUGGCCAAUCACACGGCCUCUCUCAAAUUGGAGCAAGAUGUCACCAAGGGUCCUGGGCCACUGGGUCCCUCUCGUUUGGAGUUCUCCAAGCCGCUGAUAGCAGCAGUCAGCGGUUUUGCCGUGGCCGGAGGUCUAGAGCUGGCCCUGCUGGCUGAUCUACGUGUGGUGGAGGAGGGCGCCAUCAUGGGGGUGUUCUGUCGUCGGUUUGGAGUUCCUUUGAUUGACGGGGGCACGGUGAGACUCCCGCGGCUCAUUGGUUUGUCCAGAGCUCUGGACCUGAUUCUGACCGGGCGGCCCAUCGGAGCACAGGAAGCGCUCGCUUACGGGCUAGCGAACAGAGUUGUCCCUGAUGGCCAAGGAUUACAGGCGGCCCUGCAGCUUGCCGAGCAGAUCAGCUCCUUCCCGCAGCAGUGCCUGAGGGCCGACCGCUCCUCGGCUAUCUACAGCUGCUAUGACGCACCCUCCUUCAUGCGGGCCAUGCAGUACGAGGUGGACAACGGCGCACCCGUCAUCUUGUCCGAAGCCGUCGCCGGGGCAAGUAAAUUCACCACCGGGGUUGGACGAGGAGGGACAUUUUCAUAAGGUUUCAUUUUUCAAUCAUAUCUUAUUUUAACAUAGCAGGAAGCUUAGUCUAGUCCAGUCUAGUCUAGUCUAGUCCACGGCUGGGCACACCUUUUGACGCACAGGCGGCAUUGGCUUCAUCAAAUCUGGCGGAGGGGGCCAUCAAACAGAGCAACAUACUUGCUCACGGUGCAACAAAAUAAAAACACAACAUAUCACAGGGAAUUAUUGUAUCACAUAAAUCAACAAGUACGACUACGUGGGUGAUUCACAACAACUAAGCGCUAAACAUAGCAUAACUUUAAACAGUUAUUUCCAAAUGACCGCAAGACAUGCUGGGUAGUCCAUCUGCAACCACAAUAUGAACUAUGAACAAUAAAACAUAUGUUCACUCCUAUUUGUUUACUUCUCUGACGACUUCAGCAAAUUUCGCGACAAACAUUGCAAAAUGUUGAGAGAGUAACCACAAGUUACCCUGCAUGCCUUGCGGCAGGAAUAUAUAUGGGUAUGCGUAAAUAUUUAUUUGUAUGCCCACAUGUUGUGUUUAUGUGCUGUGUUGCUUUGUGGAUCGCUUUUUUGUACGAGCUACACAAAUUUGGAAAUGCCUGGUGGGCCGGAUGAAGACGCUUGGUGGGCCUGAUGUGGCCCAUGCGCUGUAGUUUCCCCGCCACUGGUCUAGUCUGUUGUCUUAUACUACCUUGUAAAGGUUACUAAUAGUGACUUUCUAUACAAGUAAUAUGUUAAGAUGCAAAAUGGUGCCCACAGUGAGAUACAUAAAUGACCAUUAACAACCAAAUAUGAUGUUUAUAUGAAUGACUGCCUGUUAGUCCCACCAUGGUAAUGGUUUGAUUUCAUUUGAACAUGCAUCAGAUUACAAUUGAAUGCAUCACAUAAUCAGUUCACAGUUCCACAUGUCCAAAAGGAGUAGGAAGAAGCAAAGCUUAUUAAAUCCUACCCCUCCAUCUGGUACUUUUACAAUCAGUAACUGUUACAUUUGUUCACUUCCUGCUUUCCUAAUAUAGUUUAAAAAAUGUUUAUUAUUUAAUUUAAUUUUUUUGUCCCGUACCGAAGUACAAGGUCAUAUGACCAUACAAUGACAUAAUGGGUACCAUAGUAACUUUCUGCUUUCCGAAUAUAGAUUUUAUUUAUUUUUUAAUUUUAUUAGUUUUUUUUUGUUUUUUUUGUCACACACCGAAGCAAAUGUAGUGGGAUAAUGUACAUGUUACGAACUGUAAUUAGUAGAAAAAAAAAAAGAUUACAAUGCAAGAAUA
Molecule: messenger RNA, 2195 nt
Organism: Doryrhamphus excisus (bluestripe pipefish)
Lineage: Eukaryota; Metazoa; Chordata; Actinopteri; Syngnathiformes; Syngnathidae
Product: enoyl-CoA hydratase EchA19
Molecular function (GO): catalytic activity
Source: RefSeq, a predicted model, not a curated record